AUGGGUCCUGUGAGGGGGGUCAGAAAGAGAAAGAAGGCAGAUAAGAAGCCUGAAGAAAAUGCUUCUGGUUCUGGGUCAUCAGAGAAGGAAGGUCCUGUGGAUUGGUGGGAUGAAUUCUCCAAGAGAAUCAAUGGUCUUCAGUCUCCAGCAAAGGGUUUAGACAAGUUUGAAUCUGUUUUUAAGGUUUCUAGGAAAACCUUUGACUACAUAUGUUCACUUGUGAAUGAAGAUAUGCUGGCUAAAUCUGCACAUUUUGUGUUUACAAAUGGUAAGCCCUUGUGUUUGUACGAUCAAGUAGCUGUAGCUUUAAGAAGACUGAGCUCUGGUGAGUCACUAGUGACAAUUGGCGAUGCAUUUGGGGUGAACCACUCAACUGUGUCUCAAGUGACCUGGCGUUUUGUGGAAGCCAUGGAAGAAAGAGGACUUCACCACCUGCAAUGGCCCUCCACUGAAACAGAAAUGUCAGAAAUCAAAUCCAAAUUUCAGAAAAUACGAGGCUUUCCUAAUUGUUCUGGUGUUGUUGAUACUACCCACAUCAUGAUGUGUUUGCCUGCUUCGGACCCCACAAGUGAUGCGUGGCUCGAUCAAGAGAAGAAUCACAGCAUGGUCUUACAAGCCAUUGUGGACCCUGACAUGAGGUUUCGGGACAUAGUAACUGGAUGGCCAGGAAAGAUGAAGGACUGGACAGUCUUUCAGAGUUCAAAUUUUUAUGAACUCUGUGAUAGAGGUGAGAGGUUGAAUGGGAAAAUAUUAGACCUCUCCAAAGGAUUGGAUAUACGUGAGUACAUAAUUGGGGAUUUGGGCUUUCCUUUACUGCCCUAUCUUGUAACCCCCUAUGAAGGAAAAGAACUUCCAGAGCCAAAAGCUGAGUUCAAUAAGAGGCAUUAUGCUACCCGGAUGGUUGCACAUAGAGCAUUGGCAAUGUUGAAGGACAAGUGGAGGAUCAUUCAAGGAGUGAUGUGGAGACCAGACAAACAUAGAUUGCCAAGGAUCAUUCUUGUUUGCUGCUUGCUUCAUAACAUUGUUAUCGAUAUGGAAGAUGAGGUGCAAGAUGAAAUGCCUUUGUCUCACAAGCAUGACUCAGCUUACCACCAACAGAUUUGUGGAACUGUCGACGUAAAUGGUGUUCAUCUGAGAGAUAAGCUGUCUCUCUACUUAUCUGGAAGGAUGCCAAUGCCACCUUGA
Messenger RNA from Prunus armeniaca (apricot), 1185 nucleotides. The record is from the annotation of a GenBank genome assembly. Lineage: Eukaryota; Viridiplantae; Streptophyta; Magnoliopsida; Rosales; Rosaceae.